This is a messenger RNA of Cooperia oncophora, 591 nucleotides long. The record is from the annotation of a GenBank genome assembly. Lineage: Eukaryota; Metazoa; Nematoda; Chromadorea; Rhabditida; Trichostrongylidae.
UUGGUCGGUUCGUUCGGUCCUCCUGCCUCGCAAGUCGAAGGCCUGCGCACAGUUCUCAAAGGGAUUGUGUACCGGGCUGCGACCGUAAUCGAUGGACGUUCCUCUGAAAGCGGGGCGCUAGCAGGCUACCACCGAGUCAAUCGCCUACUUCGUAGUGUUGAACGACAGCGGACCCAUCUGAGCAAGUCUGAACUUUCGGCUGCGUUUGAUCUUGAAAUGGGACGAUGGCUGGAUCAGCUGGCUGAUGAAGACUUUGAGCGCGCCUACACAGCCUUACGUGGUCGAUACCUUUGUGAUGUUGGAAAGCCCGAGAAAGACGAGAAACCGAAAAGAGAUCGUAGAAGGGAGGCCAGAUUCGUGAAUCGGGACACCAACCUGGAAUAUAUCGACUCAGAUUUCCGGGUUGGCAGCUAUGACCCAGAUGAAGUUUGGCCUCUGGGAAAAGCGAAUGAGAAGGAUGAUGCGGUGCGGUGUGUCUGUGGAUCCUUGGAAGAAGACGGCGAAAUGACGCAAUGCGAUACCUGCAACUUCUGGCUACAUAGCGAGUGUCUCGAUACACGGGAUGUCGACCAAGAAACUGUAAGUGGAGAU